Messenger RNA from Panicum hallii, 1224 nucleotides. Its product is annotated as 2-C-methyl-D-erythritol 4-phosphate cytidylyltransferase, chloroplastic. Gene Ontology annotation, molecular function: 2-C-methyl-D-erythritol 4-phosphate cytidylyltransferase activity. Lineage: Eukaryota; Viridiplantae; Streptophyta; Magnoliopsida; Poales; Poaceae. Gene Ontology annotation, biological process: isoprenoid biosynthetic process. The coding region runs from base 98 to 991 and encodes 297 amino acids. The transcript has 12 exons. The record is from RefSeq and is a predicted model, not a curated record.
UCCACCAUUUGUCGCCUUUCUGGAGUCCAUCGCCACCACCAGCCACCAUCCACCCCUUGGCUUCCCCCUCGCGUUGGCAGCGGUCAGCGCCUCCGAGAUGGAGCUCCGCCUCUGCCUCCGUCUCAACGCGCCCCUCCCUCCUGCCGCGACGCCACCUUUCCCGGCGCACGCGGUGCUCCCCGCGUCCCGACGCCUUCGGACUGGUGGGAGCUACGGCGUCGCUCUUAGCGCUCUUAGGCGGCACACGAGGCGUUCGAAUCCGGCAAUCCGCGCUGCCAUAGCCGACGGCGAGCAGGGUGUGGCUGUGAAGGAGAGGAGCGUCUCGGUGAUCCUCUUGUCCGGAGGGCAGGGAAAGAGAAUGGGGGCAAGUAUGCCAAAGCAGUAUCUGCCACUACUGGGACUACCAAUUGCAUUGCACAGUUUAAAAACAUUCUGUCAACUGAAGGAAGUCAAAGAGGUCGUGGUAGUGUGUGACCCAGACUACCGUGAUGUAUUUGAAGGCUCUAUUGAAACCUUGCAAAUACCUCUUAAAUUUGCAUGCCCAGGAAAAGAGAGACAGGACUCUGUUUUUAAUGGACUUCAGGAAACUGAUGGGGACUCGGAACUUGUUUGUGUCCAUGAUUCUGCAAGGCCCUUAGUUUCUUCUGAAGAUGUAAAAAAGGUCUUAGAAGAUGCUGCUGUGCAUGGAGCAGCUGUUCUUGGUGUGCCUGUGAAAGCAACAAUAAAGGAGGCCAAUAGCGAUUCUUUUGUCGUAAAAACCCUUGACCGGAAGACUCUCUGGGAAAUGCAAACUCCACAGGUUAUGAAGCCCAAUUUACUCAAAGAUGGUUUUGAACUUGUUAGACGGGAUGGCCUUGAAGUCACUGAUGACGUAUCUAUAGUGGAAUAUCUCAAACACCCAGUCUAUAUCACGGAAGGCUCGUACACAAACAUUAAGGUGACCACUCCUGAUGACAUGCUUCUGGCUGAGCGCCUGAUGAAUGAGAAAUGAUAGGCAAAACUAACUGUUUGCCUGGUUGUACAGACAAAUGUGAUUUUGAAUUUUUGUGGCACGGCAUUCACCAGCACCUCCUCAAUUCUGAAAACCAGAAAAUAAGUAUGGAGCUCGUACACGAGAUAGCUGACCUCUCUGUAAACAUUCUUUGUAUAUCAGUGAAAAAAUAGCAAGGUUUUCUGCUGAAUUCAUACUUUGGCAGAACAAAUGGAGCUCCUAUUACUAUUUUA